Didymodactylos carnosus is the source of this 1362-nucleotide messenger RNA. The record is from the annotation of a GenBank genome assembly. Lineage: Eukaryota; Metazoa; Rotifera; Eurotatoria; Philodinida; Philodinidae.
AUGGAACUUGUUAGACAAUUAACAGGUUUAUCUGUUUCACAUCUAAGACAGUUUCGAGAUGAUGAUUCAUACGUUGAUCGUUUAAGUCAUCGUUAUACAACGACAUUAUGUGUCGUAUUUGCCAUAUUAGUUACGACAAAACAGUAUGCAGGUGAUCCUAUUGAUUGUUGGGUUCCAGCGCAGUUUAAACAAUCAUACGAAUCAUAUACCGAUAGUUAUUGUUGGAUAGCUAACACAUAUUAUAUUCCAAUAGAUCAAGAUCUACCAGAUGAUGAACUCGGAAGACGGAAUAAAGAUAUUCUAUAUUAUCAAUGGGUACCAUUUAUUCUGUUAUUUCAAGCAUUUUUAUUUUAUUUUCCACGAAUUGUAUGGCGAACGUUAAAUGUUAAAUCAGGAUUAGAUUUAGUUAAUUUAGUUGACGCAGCUAUUAAAUAUGAACAAGUUGAACAAUUUGAAUCACGAGAACGUAUUAUGAGUUAUUUAAUAAUAAAUAUUGAACGUUAUAUAGCUGCACGUGCCCAAUUAACACGUCGCCGUUUUGAACGUCCACUCUAUUGUUUUCGAAAAUUUUUACGUCUUUUCUUAUUUUGUUCAAAUCGUCAUUAUGGAAAUUAUUUAGUUGUCGUCUAUUUUAUUGUUAAAUUAAUGUGGUUGGUUAAUGCAUUAGCUCAAUUAUUUUUACUGAACGCAUUUCUAGGAAAUGAUUAUUAUUUAUUUGGUUUUGAAGUAAUUGAAAAAUUAUUUAAAAAUCAACGAUGGACAGAAAAUCGACAUUUUCCAAAAGUGACUUAUUGCGAUUUUAAAAUACGUGAAAUUGGUAUCAAUCAUUUCUAUACUGUACAAUGUGUGUUAAGGAUUAAUUUAUUUAAUGAGGUGAUAUUUAUAAUACAAUGGUUUUGGUUAAUAUCGAUUAGUGCAGCAACAAUUUAUGAUUUUCUAUUAUGGUUGUACUAUUGUGCAGUGCCAAGAGAAAAGGUUCAUUUUAUUAAACGUCAUCUUGGCAUUAUGUCCGCAUAUAAUCCACAUGAUGAAAAGCAACAAGCUAGAGAAUUUGUAUUACAUUACUUAAAAGACGAUGGAGUUUUUGUUUGCCGUUUAUUAGCUAUUAACGCUAGUGAUCUUGUUGUUACAGAAAUAAUUAAUGAACUAUGGAAACGAUAUAAGACACGUUCAUAUAAUUUUAGAGAUAACAGAGAUACGUUUCCAAAUGGUGGUGAUAAUAAACCUCAUACGACUACACAACAAAAAAUAAUCACAACUAAAAUACCGCCACCUCCACCUCUACCACCAUUACCAUCAUUUCGAACAACAACAACAAUGGGUGAAAAAACAGAUCCGACAGCCAAAGAUACGGAUGUAUGA